UAUUUUGAUGAGGAUGAUGGGUGACGGCUCUUAAAUAGAACCUCCUCGUGCACGACCGAAUCACGUGUCCCUAUACGCCAGCUGCACCUUCGCGAGUUACCGGCAAGUGGAGUGUGUGUUGAUGUUGUAAACCGGUAACGGGGCGUCCCGCGGAGGGCUUGCCAUUGCAACAAUAGUGUAUAAAAGAAAUGAAGAUGACACGCCGUUGAACACGCCGGAAAGAUGCGGGGCUUGAGUUUGCUCCUGUUCAUAACUGUGGCUAGUGAUGCAACGACUGACCUUUACGUGACAGGAGCAUCGCUGCCGCCAGAGCUGGAGGUAAGCGCCGCACCUGCCGUCACAUCCCCCGUCACCUCCCGCUAUAUUCCAGAAGAGUACGGACAUCCCGGGAUUGCGCUCGCCCGGUCUGCGGAGGAACCGGCGGCGCCGAGCACGGAGGACGGAGAGUCGUCGUCUCACCACCACGGAGGAGGUUACAAGAUAGUGCAGUGGGAAUGGAGCUACGUGCAAACACCUUACAUUAUAGCCAGCUGGCUUUUGGUGGCCAGUGUGGCGAAAAUACUAUUCCACUUCUCUCAGCGUUUCACCACAGCGGUCCCAGAGAGCUGUAUGCUGAUUCUGCUGGGUCUGGUUCUGGGUGCAGUGGUUCUUAUCGCCAGCAAGAAGCAGCCGUACCAACUGGACCCAGGACUUUUUUUCCUCUUUCUCCUGCCAACUAUAGUGGGGGAUGCUGGGUAUUUUAUGCCAGCACGGCUCUUUUUCGACAACCUGGGUGCCAUUUUGAUGUAUGCUGUGGUAGGCACGUUGUGGAACGCCUUCUGCACUGGAUUCUGUCUCUAUGGAGUCAAGAUGGCAGGGGCCAUAGGUGAGCUAUUAUGGGAUGUCUUAAAUGCAGGUUUGAUGGAUUUCUUGUUGUUUGGAGCUCUGAUCUCGGCUGUGGAUCCUGUAGCAGUGCUCGCUGUGUUUGAAGAAGUCCAUGUGAAUGAGACACUCUUCAUCAUUGUCUUUGGCGAGUCACUGCUCAAUGAUGCUGUCACUGUGGUCUUAUACAAAGUGUACAUAUCCUUUGUGGAAGUGGGACCAGGAAAUGUUUACACUGCAGACUAUUUUAAAGGAAUUGCAUCCUUCCUCAUUGUCAGUAUUGGAGGGACUUUGGUUGGUCUCAUCUUUGCUGUUAUUCUGGCCUUUGUCACUCGUUUUACGAAGAAAGUGCGCAUCAUAGAGCCACUGUUCGUCUUCCUGUUGGUUUACCUGGCCUACCUGACGGCAGAACUCUUCUCUCUGUCCGCUAUUCUAUCGAUGACUUUCUGCGGCAUUGGCUGCAACAAGUAUGUGGAGGCCAAUAUAUCCCAGAAGUCCCGGACCACCGUGAAGUACACCAUGAAAACCCUGGCCAGCAUUGCAGAGACGAUCAUCUUCAUCUUUUUGGGUAUCUCCGCUGUGGACAAGUCCAAAUGGGCCUGGGACACUGGCCUUGUUGUCAGCACACUCAUAUUUAUCUUAGUCUUCAGGGCUGUGGGUGUUGCAGGACAGACUUGGUUCCUGAACUGGUUCAGGCUGGUUCCCCUGGAAAAGAUUGAUCAAGUGAUGAUGUCAUACGGCGGUCUCCGAGGUGCUGUGGCUUUUGCUCUGGUGGUACUUUUAGAUAAAGAACAGGUGAAGGCUAAAGACUACUUUGUGGCAACAACCAUAGUUGUGGUUUUCUUCACAGUCAUGUUUCAGGGUUUAACCAUCAAGCCUUUAGUGAAAUGGUUGAAAGUGCCUCGCAGCACAAACAGAAAACCCACCAUUAACGAAGAGAUCCACGAGCGUGCCUUUGACCACAUUCUGACAGCUGUGGAGGACAUUGCCGGUUUGAAUGGAUACCAUCAUUGGAGGGACAAGUGGGAGCAAUUUGACAAGAACUAUUUGAGCAAGUUGCUGUUGAGAAAGUCUGUGUACCAUAAGAGUGAACUGUGGGAGGCCUAUCAGAAAAUCAACAUCAGAGAUGCCAUCAGUGUCAUUGAUCAGGGUGGGAAUGUGUUGACCUCUGCAAGACUCUCUCUGCCUUCCAUGGCCAGCAGAACCUCUUUUCCAGAGGUCACAAAUGUUACCAACUACCUGAGAGAAAAUGGCAGUGGGGUGUGUCUAGACCUCCAGGUGAUUGACACAGUGCCAGGAGCCAAAAUAGAGGAAGAGCUAGAGACACAUCAUGUACUUGCUGGAAACCUCUACAAACCCAGGAGACGGUACCAGUCCCACUACAGUCGGCACUUCAUGACAGUGGGUGAAAAAGAGAGACAGGACAGGGAGGUGUUCCAGAGGAAUAUGCGCAACCGUCUGGAGUCCUUUAAAUCCACUCGCUACAAGCGCCACAAGAAGGACCGCAGUCAGAAAAAGCGGAAAGGGUCAGAUGCUAAAGAGCAAGACACCAGUGACAAACCACGCCGAAAUGUCAGCUGGCAGGACAAAGACACAGUUGUGGUUCCAAUGGCGCCUGAGGAGGAUAAACAUGAUCCUUCUGAACCAGAUAAAGAUGAUGAUGUAGGCAUCACUUUUGUGGCUCGCAAAGCCCCAGAAACACCAAAGGAGAGACCAAAAUCUGUACCAGCUGCACUGGAUGUUUGUCAGAGCCCGGUCGCAGCCCCUCCAUCGCCAACAUGUGGAGAGAAAAACCUGCCGUGGAAAAGUGGCAUGGGUUCCCUCCCUCCCUGUGUGUCUGUGGAGGCAACUAAAAUUAUCCCUAUAGACCUGCUGCAAGCUUGGAACCAGAGCAUCUCCUCUCUUGAGAGCCUGGCUUCUCCUCCAGCACCUCCGGAGCCUCAGCACACACGUGUUAGCACCCUCUCGAGGCUGGGAGGACCCGUGCGGACCCCUACGAAGGGAAAAAGUGGUGGUGGUGUUUGUGCAGGAUCAGGAAGUGAUACAGGUUCAGGGCAGUUCAGGUUCCCUACAGGGAAGGAGGAAGAGGAGGAAGGCACCCUCUCUCAGCAGCAGCAGGAAAUGCAGCCCCUAAUGUCUUCUUUCAGGCCGCCGCCACCACCUCCUCCACCACCUGCCACGCAAUCCGCCAGAAAGAGAAGGAAUCCUUGUGUUUAUCUUAGAAGUCUGGUGACAGUGCCACCUUCUGGUGGGGAUCCACAAAGCAGGAGGCCCACCCAACUGUAAAAUCUCUCUCUUUCCUGUUUAUCUUUUUAAGACCCUUGAUCAUCUUACUGCAGACAUUUACCUCCUCAGGCCAGACUUUGUUUUUUUUAAGUCAGUACAUUUCUUUCUAAGAGACUAUUAAUUUGUUCUUCUUUUUUAACUCUAAUAUGUUACGUGGGUUUAGAAAUGGUUGGUAGAGUUAGCCGAGGGUCCAUUUCCUUUGUGUACAGGGCAGUUCCUUUCACACUUCCUUUUUUGUUAGUUUGAAGUGAUCUGCCCUGUAUUAUGUACCUCCGCAUAUGUGAUUGUCAAAAUGUACAACUACUGAACACAUAUAAGGCUAAACCACAUUCCAAAGGCCUACUGGGUGUGUCUGUCAAACUGUCCUCCCUCACUCAUUCACUCACAUGAAAGAAAAGAAAAUCACUUCAUGGUUACUCUUAACUUCACAGCGUUAAUCUUCAAUCAGCCUGUCCAUUUUAAACAAGAAUGAGUAGUACUGAGGUCUUCCCUUUUCAGACUGGGAUGACAAAGUUACACAUUUUCUUAUAGCACAUCACAGAAAGCACAUGAGGUUAGGGCCACAUGUCUUCAGUCACAGCCAUUAUCUCUAAAAUAUGCAUAACAGAUCCACACCCACAGCAUUGGGUGACAAAUAAUCCAUGAUGGUUGUCAUCAGGAGCAUUUAUGCUGUGUACAGGAUAUAUAAGCUUCUAUGCAGCACAUUACCUGUUCUCUGUUAUUGAGUUUUGCAAAAAAGCAAG
Molecule: messenger RNA, 3890 nt
Organism: Sinocyclocheilus rhinocerous
Lineage: Eukaryota; Metazoa; Chordata; Actinopteri; Cypriniformes; Cyprinidae
Gene: slc9a5
Product: solute carrier family 9 member A5
Exons: 16
Coding region: 223-3147 (974 amino acids)
Biological process (GO): regulation of intracellular pH; proton transmembrane transport; potassium ion transmembrane transport
Cellular component (GO): plasma membrane
Molecular function (GO): sodium:proton antiporter activity; potassium:proton antiporter activity
Source: RefSeq, a predicted model, not a curated record